Molecule: messenger RNA, 2346 nt
Organism: Rotaria sp. Silwood2
Lineage: Eukaryota; Metazoa; Rotifera; Eurotatoria; Philodinida; Philodinidae
Source: the annotation of a GenBank genome assembly
AUGUCACGCCGAGCUCGUUCAUUGAGUCGUCUUCGUGGUGCGACACCAGGACGUGAGGGAACUCCGUCUAUUUACGAGUCUGGAUCAAAUUUUGAUGGCACCGGUGGAGGUGGCUAUUCAACACGCCUUAAUGUUUAUACACCUAAUGUGUAUGGAACAUUAUCUCGUAUGGGCCGAGCUACUUCAGUAGCUCGAUUCCAGGAUGUCGACAAUGAAUUGUUCGGUAGUGGCUACAAUCGAUGGGAUCGAUCACGAUCGGUAGGUCGUUUCGAUUAUUUAAGAGCAAGACGUCCUUAUUCUGCAUAUGGUACACAUGAUUUCGAUUAUUUUGAUCGUUAUACAGAACGUAUUCGGGAUAAAACACCAAUUUCUCUUGAUAGUCAUUAUACUCAUUAUAGGCCUUAUUAUUGGUAUCAUACAGCACCACGUACCUUUUAUUAUUAUUUUCCAUACGAUGAUUGGCGUUAUCGACCACUUUACAACUAUCGUUCACCUGCACUUUAUUCAGCUGCAGGUAAUAAUUCAUUGUAUGAUUACCGUUUUAAUGAUUCAAUUGAUCGUGUAUCGUCGUUAAAACGUGCCAUGCGUGAUAUUGAUUAUGACCGUGAAUUACGACAAUUACGCUAUCGUACACCAUCAACAUAUUCGGCUCUUACACAUGAUAGUCAAUAUUUAGGUCGAGCACGUGAAGAUGUUCGACGUGCUAUUGAUUUUCGUAUUGGUAGUAGUGGUAUUUCGAGACUUGAUAAUCCAAGAGAUUAUUUUGGACGCAAAUAUGUUCAAUUUGAAAAAGAUGGUGUUAAUAAUGUCGGUGUUCAAUAUAACGGUUUAACAAGAACUGUAGAACAUAAACCAAGUUAUUGGAAAGCUGAAGAUAAUGUUGAAACAGGCUAUGAUUUACAAGCACAAAAUGACGAUACAUCAUAUAAACUUUAUGAUAAUCAAGAUAGAAUUGAUGCAAAUCGUGAAUGGCUUUUACAAGAUAAAGCCGGUAUUGCUCCCCGAAUGUAUUCUUUUGAUAUGAAUUCUCGUCAGGCUCGUCGUGAUGUUGAUAAUUCAUUACGUCUCGUUCACCAAUGUAAAAAUCCAAAUGAUUUCUUUCGAUUAAUAUUUACUUUACCUCAAUUAAAAUCGUGUCGAUUUCAUUAUUACAAUGGAAAUGAUAUUGCACUUCCAAUUACAACUAAAGAACAACAUAGUACAAUUGAAACUCUUGCUUUGUAUACCGGAUAUUCUUUGAAUGAAAUUCUUACUCUUACAUCUUAUACACCCAAUCUUCGUCGUUUGAUAAUACCUAAUGGUAUGGAUCAUAAUAUAAAUAUUCAAAGAUUAUUAUCAAUACGAUUACCAAAUUUGACUUACUUAUCGACACGUUUCUAUACUUUAAAUUUUCAUGAAUUCGAAAUUGUUAUUAAAAAAAUUUGUUCGACAUUGAAAAUUUUACAUAUUGAAUUUCUAGUUCAAGAUGUAAAUUUUCUUGAUGGUGAUUGUUGGGAAAAUUUAAUUUUAACAUCUUUACCUUAUCUAGAAGAAUUACAUUUUAUAUAUGAUGAAGACUUUUCUCCUGAUGAUGAACAAAUAUAUUCUGGCAGAUUAAAUUCAUUCAAUUCACCAUUUUGGAUUGAUCGACGAUGGUUUUUUGAAGUUGAAAUUGAUAGUGAAUCUGUUAAUUACAUAGUUCGUCCAUAUAGAUGGUAUGAAGAUGUAAAAAAUGAAGCUUUACAUUCUCCUAUUGAUUAUUCAAAAUUGACUCGACUAACUAUCAGUUGGUGCCGUGAUGUUGAUUUUAAUGAAAUAGUAUUAGAAUGUAUUAUGCGUAUUUUAACAAUAACAAAUAUUUAUCAUUUAGAAAUUAUUGAAGAAUCUGUAAAUAUUCCAUUAUUUAUUAGACUUCUCAAUGUCUUAACAGAUGUUGAGACAUUGAAAAUUCAUUCUAUAACAUGGGAUAACCAAGAAUUGGAUUAUGAAGAGUUUUCAAUGGCAAGUUCAACAAGGGAAAGCAGUAAAGUUAAAAAAGUUUAUAUAGAAAAUUUGAACAAAAUUGAUGACAUAUUUUUACUUAUGGCAUUGUGUCCUUAUAUGACUUAUCUCAAAAUAGAUCAUAUAAAUGUUACAAAUGAUAAUGUUGAAUCGAUUUUAAAUUAUUUUAUUGGCACAAGUUAUGAUAAUCAAAGAAAUUUAGUUCGUUUGCUUUGUUUUCGUAUUCCAGCUGCAGAUGAUGGAACUAUCAAAAAAUUAAAAAGAACGAUAAUUACUCGUGGAAUCGCCUGCGAUUAUACUAUCAAACGUAUAAUUGAUCAUGUUUAUAUAGAAUGGAAAUUAGAAUCAACUGUUGGUUCUUCAUGA